Lodderomyces oxycetoniae is the source of this 903-nucleotide messenger RNA. RefSeq names its product putative hydrolase (gene NIT3). The transcript has a single exon. Gene Ontology annotation, cellular component: mitochondrion. Gene Ontology annotation, biological process: L-glutamine metabolic process; oxaloacetate metabolic process. Gene Ontology annotation, molecular function: omega-amidase activity. The coding region runs from base 1 to 903 and encodes 300 amino acids. The record is from RefSeq and is a predicted model, not a curated record. Lineage: Eukaryota; Fungi; Ascomycota; Pichiomycetes; Serinales; Debaryomycetaceae.
AUGAGUUCAGCAGUAAUCAAGACGCCAUUGUCUAAAUCCUUGAGGAUUGCGUUGAUCCAAUUGAAAGCAGGCGCAAACAAAACGGCAAAUUUGGAGAAAGUAACAAAGUUCAUAAACGAUGCCGUAGCCAAGACACCCAAAGUCGACCUUGUCAUGUUACCUGAGUGCUUUAACUCCCCCUAUGCAGUCGACCAGUUUAGGAAUUAUGCAGAAGAUAUACCAAAAGGGGAAACAACACAGUUGUUGUCGUCAUUGGCCAAAAAGCAUGGAAUCUAUAUUGUUGGUGGAUCUAUCCCCGAACUCUCUUGUGACAAGGUCUACAAUACAUCCGUAACAUUUUCACCUGAGGGAGAAAUCAUUGCUAAGCAUCGCAAGGCACAUUUGUUUGACAUUGACAUUCCAAAUGGAAUUACAUUUCAAGAGUCUGUGACUUUGACUGCUGGCGACAAAGCCACAGUUUUCAGAUUGGGCGAAUACGGCAAUGUUGGUCUUGGUAUUUGCUACGAUAUAAGAUUUCCUGAAUUGGCAUCUAUUGCAUCAAGAAGCCCAAACAAUGCUUUUGCAAUGUUUUAUCCCGGUGCUUUUAAUACAACGACUGGACCUUUACACUGGCAUUUGCUAGCACGUGCUAGAGCUGUCGACAAUGAAUUGUUCACAAUUCUAUGCUCUCCAGCAAGAGAUGUUGGAGGUAGUGGCUAUCAAGCGUAUGGCCACUCUUUAGUUGUUGAUCCCUUGGGAAAAAUUAUUGCUGAAGCUGGCGACGGAGAGGAGAUUUUGUAUGCAGAAUUAGACAAAGAUUUGUUACCUAAAGCAAGGGAAAGUAUACCAGUACAUUACCAAAGAAGAUUCGAUAUAUAUGGAGACUUUGUUGGUGAUGGCUCUGUGAAAGUGAGUGAUAAGUAA